AAGAGCAGAGGAGACGACUGGCAGCUGCUGGGAGCAGAAGAGAAGGCCAGCUGCUAUCUCCCUCGCUUCUACCUACCUCCCGCCCAUGAGCUGCAUCAGAGGAGGAGGAGCAGAGGCGAUGCAUCAGAGGAGGAGGAGCAGAGGAGAUGCAUCAGAGGAGGAGGAGCAGAGGAGAUGCAUCAGAGGAGGAGGAGCAGAGGAGAUGCAUCAGAGGAGGAGGAGAUGGAGCAUAGGUGGAGCAGAGGAGGUGGCUCAGCUGAGGAGGAGCAGAAGAGGAGACGAGGAGCAAACCCUGUGCCUGCCUCUUCCCAUUUCACAGCAGCACAGGAGACGGAGCAGCAGAAGAGAGGAAGGAGAGACAAAGGAGAUGAUGGAGAAGAGGAAGGAGAUGGAGUGUUGGAGAGACAUGGAGCAGAGGGCACGGAGGAGAAGGCACGGAGGGGGAAAGGCCAAAGGAGCAGAGGAGCAGUGAACCGCACAGCUGCGAUUCCCCCCAACUCUGAAGGCAUGGAGGGGAGAAGGCACGGAGGGGAGAAGGCAUGGAGGGGAGAAGACAUGGAGGGGAGAAGGCAUGGAGGGGAGAAGGCAUGGAGGGGAGAAGGCACACAGGCACGGCUGAGCAGAGGAGCAGCAGUGGGAGAAAAUGAUGCUGCCUCCCUCCCAUGUGCUGCUGCUGCUGGUGCUGUGAAGUGGUGGAGUGGUGCUGUGAAGUGGUGGAGUGGUGCUGUGAAGUGGAGUGGUGCUGCUGCUGCGUUGGGAGGCGGUGCUGCUGCUGCUGCAUUGGAGGUGGCACCCGCAAAAGAGAAGGCCAGCAGUGACACCAGCAGUGGCAGCAGCAGUGGUGCUGCACUGGAGGGGGAGUGGUGCUACACUGGAGGGGGAGUGGUGCUGCACUGGAGGGGGAGUGGUGCUGCACUGGAGGGGGAGUGGUGCUGCACUGGAGGGGGAGUGGUGCUGCACUCGAGGGGGAGUGGUGCUGCACUGGAGGGGGAGUGGUGCUGCACUGGAGGGGGAGUGGUGCUGCACUGGAGGGGGAGUGGUGCUGCACUGGAGGGGAGUGGUGCUGCAUUGAAGAGCAAAGAGCAAAGGAGCACGGUGGUAGACAACUAUUCACUGCCGAUGGUGAUUCUUUUUCUUACUUUAGUUGUUCUAGGAGAGGGAGCAGCAGAGGAGAGGGAGCAGCAGAGGAGAGGGAGCAGGGGAGGAGAGGGAGCAGAGGAGUUGGCUCAGCUGAGGAGACGAGGAGCAAGGGCGCACGGUGGAGAAGGUCGAGACACGGCAGCAGAGGAGGCGGAGCAGCAAGAGGAGAUGGAGGAGCAGAGGCGAGAGGAAAUGAAGGGAUAUGAGCAGCAGAGGAGGUGGAUCAGCCAUGGAGAAAAAGGUGAAGCAGAUAUGGAGGGGAAGGAGCAGAGGCAAAGGACACGCAUCAGAGGAGGAGGAGAUGAAGCAGCUGUGAAGGGGAUGAAGCAGCUGUGA
Closterium sp. Naga37s-1 is the source of this 1476-nucleotide messenger RNA. The record is from the annotation of a GenBank genome assembly. NCBI's taxonomy places the organism in Eukaryota, Viridiplantae, Streptophyta, Zygnematophyceae, Desmidiales, Closteriaceae.